CCGCUAACAGGCUAGGCUAGCAGGCUAGCAGCUGCCGCGUUCAGAGACCCGUUCAGACGCGCCGGCUUCGUCCACGUUCCGGUGCUGUUAGGACCGAUCCGAACCUCCGAACAGUCCCAGACGACCUGGAGGGACCGCGCAACCCGAAGGCUCGCUAGCUUGCCCCCCCCCCCUGAUCAAAAGGUGAAGAUGAUUAAGCUGUUUUCUCUAAAGCAGCAGAAGAAAGACGAGGAAUCUGCUGGAGGAAACAGAGCCGGAGCCGGGGGGAAGAAAGCCAGCGCGGCCCAGCUCCGAAUACAGAAAGACAUCAACGAGCUGAACCUGCCAAAGACGUGCGAGAUCAGCUUCCCCGACGAUGACGACCUACUCAACUUCAGGCUCAUCAUCUCGCCGGAUGAGGGUUUCUACAAAGGAGGGAAGUUCGUCUUCAGCUUUAAGGUAGGACAGGGUUACCCCCACGACCCCCCCAAAGUGAAGUGUGAGACGAUGGUGUACCACCCCAACAUUGACCUGGAAGGAAACGUCUGUCUAAACAUCCUCAGAGAGGACUGGAAGCCGGUUCUGACGAUAAACUCCAUCAUCUACGGUCUGCAGUAUCUCUUUCUAGAGCCAAACCCGGAGGACCCCCUGAACAAGGAGGCGGCGGAGGUCCUGCAGACGAACCGGCGGCUCUUUGAGCAGAAUGUCCAUCGCUCCCUGAGGGGGGGCUAUGUGGGCGCCACCUACUUUGAGAGAUGUCUGAAAUAGCUGGGCGUCCCACCAUCUCACCCUCCCCCCACCCGUUUGCUCUUCAGCCCUGCUGGGGGGCCGCAGCAGGAAACAGGAAGUCACACGCAGAAGAAAGAAGCUCCGCCCCCUCCUCUCACAUUCUUUUAUGUCCAGCUGUUUUUAUGGAAGGUGGGGGGGUCAGCCCAACGCUGAUGAGGAUGAAGAUUUGCCGGAUUUCUUUUUGUUUUUUUAGGCUGACAUUCAGACACGCCCCUUCCCGUUCCCACAUUUUCUGUGGUCCAUAGGCCAGCAGCAAACUCCAGACCCCCCCCCCCCCCAUCCCACCUGGACAGGUUGAGGGGAGAAAGACCCGCCUUAACAUUAGGUAGUGGGUCGGGGGGGGGGGUUGGACAGGAGGGGGUGGAGCAACCUCAGGAAACAUUCAGGAUCAGGAGACUCAAAGGAGGAGGGGCUUAUAGAGUUGAGGUCUUCAUAUGGGGAGUGGCUAAGUUUGAAUGAACACGCCUUAAAAUGCUUCUAUGAUGACAUCAGCGGAUCUUGAUCUUUGUGGGAGGAGCUUAUGAUGCGGCAUCUGGAGACGGCGAGCAACAACCCAGACCUGUUUGGAGUUUGCUGCUAAAACAUGGAGCGCCGAUGGGUGGGGCUAUUGUUUGGUUCGGAACUUUUGCAUUUAAAUAGAAGGCGCAUUUUAUUUUCAUUUGGGGGUUUUAAGGGGUGGAGUCAAAAAGGGGAGGAGUUAAACAUUAGGAUUCUUGUGAAUAUGAAACCCCAGCUGUUCACAUCGACUGCAAUAUGAUUUAUGUUAAAUAAAAUAUGAACUUGAA
Molecule: messenger RNA, 1553 nt
Organism: Oryzias latipes (Japanese medaka)
Lineage: Eukaryota; Metazoa; Chordata; Actinopteri; Beloniformes; Adrianichthyidae
Gene: ube2m
Product: ubiquitin conjugating enzyme E2 M
Source: RefSeq, a predicted model, not a curated record